Messenger RNA from Lachancea thermotolerans CBS 6340, 1314 nucleotides. RefSeq names its product phosphopyruvate hydratase ENO2. Gene Ontology annotation, molecular function: phosphopyruvate hydratase activity; magnesium ion binding. NCBI's taxonomy places the organism in Eukaryota, Fungi, Ascomycota, Saccharomycetes, Saccharomycetales, Saccharomycetaceae. The record is from RefSeq and is a predicted model, not a curated record. Gene Ontology annotation, biological process: glycolytic process. Bases 1 to 1314 code for a protein of 437 amino acids. The transcript has a single exon. Gene Ontology annotation, cellular component: phosphopyruvate hydratase complex.
AUGGCUAUCUCCAAGGUUCACGCUAGACAAGUCUACGACUCCCGUGGUAACCCAACCGUCGAGGUUGAGUUGACCACCGAGAAGGGUACUUUCAGAUCCAUUGUCCCAUCUGGUGCUUCCACCGGUGCCUACGAGGCCAUCGAGUUGAGAGACGGUGACAAGUCCAAGUGGUUGGGUAAGGGUGUCUUGAAGGCUGUUGACAACGUCAACAGCGUCAUCGCCCCAGCUUUGGUCAAGGCCAACGUCGACGUCAAGAACCAGAAGGCUGUUGACGAGCUAUUGUUGUCUUUGGACGGUACCCCAAACAAGUCUAAGUUGGGUGCUAACGCCGUCUUGGGUGUCUCCAUGGCUGCUGCCAAGGCCGCUGCCGCUGAGAAGAACGUCCCAUUGUACAAGCACUUGGCUGACUUGUCCAACUCCAAGCAGGACUCUUACGUUUUGCCAGUUCCAUUCUUGAACGUCUUGAACGGUGGUUCCCACGCUGGUGGUGCUUUGGCUCUGCAAGAGUUCAUGAUCGCCCCAACUGGUGCUGAGUCUUUCUCCGAGGCCAUGAGAAUGGGUUCCGAGGUCUACCACAACUUGAAGUCUUUGACCAAGAAGAGAUACGGUCCUUCCGCCGGUAACGUCGGUGACGAGGGUGGUGUUGCUCCAAACAUCCAGACUGCCGAGGAGGCUUUGGACUUGAUUGUCGACGCCAUCAAGGCCGCCGGUUACGAGGGUAAGAUCAGCAUCGGUUUGGACUCUGCUUCCUCCGAGUUCUACAAGGACGGUCUAUACGACUUGGACUUCAAGAACCCAGACUCUGACAAGUCCAAGUGGUUGACUGGUAAGCAGAUGGCCGAGAUGUACGCUUCUUUGGUCUCCAAGUACCCAAUUGUCUCCAUUGAGGACCCAUUCGCUGAGGACGACUGGGAGGCUUGGUCUCACUACUACAAGACCGCCGGCAUCCAGAUUGUUGCCGACGACUUGACUGUCACCAACCCUCUAAGAAUCAAGACCGCCAUCGAGAAGAAGGCCGCCGACGCUUUGUUGUUGAAGGUCAACCAGAUCGGUUCUUUGUCCGAGUCCAUUGAGGCUGCUCAGGACUCUUUCGCCGCUGGCUGGGGUGUCAUGGUCUCCCACAGAUCUGGUGAGACUGAGGACACCUUCAUUGCCGACUUGGUUGUUGGUUUGAGAACCGGUCAAAUCAAGACUGGUGCUCCAGCCAGAUCUGAGAGAUUGGCCAAGUUGAACCAAUUGUUGAGAAUUGAGGAAGAGUUGGGCUCCAAGGCUGUCUUCGCUGGUAAGAAGUUCCACAACGGUCAAAACUUGUAA